GACGUGGACGUGCCAUUUUUGUUUGUCGCCCUUUUUGUUCACACCUCCAUAAACACACUGGUUGACAUUGGCAUAAUCCCUAGUAUAAGAUGUCGAAAAACGACAAACAGCAAAGCCGCUACGACACGGACUCGGAAAGUGGCGGCCCAUCUUGCUCCCAUCCAUACCCAUCCGAUUUUCCACCGCCAUAUGCACCCGACAGCCCUUCGAACAGCAAAGACCCUAAUAUACCUUACGUGGACCCUGCUAAAAGUGGGAGUGGCCAGGUGCAUCCUGCUGGCGGGCCUGUACCAUUCCCAUCGGCAAUACAUGUGCAGAAUGCGGCGCAGGGGUCUUCUGCAGCCCAGCAGCCGCCGCCGGGACAGCCACGCAUCGCCUUCCCGGACCCAUAUGCACAACAGGGGAACGCAGGGUAUGCUCCACCCGCCAGACCGCCACCACAGGGCAACGGUCCAUACGGUCCUCCAGGCCACCCACCCCCACAACAACAACAACAACAACUACAACAGUUCACCCAACCUCACGUCCCACCCACCAACAACAACAUCGUCUACACCCAACCCCACUUCGCGACCCCCAUGCCCGCCCCGCACGCCGGCGCCAGCCCCUACGUACAAGUUCAAGGCCAGCUGCUCGUACCCGGCGCCGCCGGCGUAACGCAAUACGGCACAGCCGCAACAACCGUUAUAAUCUCCUCACCCAGCCAGCGUGCCUACCUCGGCCCAAACCCCACGACGGCGCUAUGUCCGCGGUGUAAUAGGGUCGUGCAGACGAUGACGAUCCCCGUGACGGGGUUGAUCACGUAUUGCAUGUCCGGGGCGAUUUUGCUGGCGGGGUGUUGGUUGGGGUGUUGUUUGAUCCCGUUUUCGAUGAAUUCCAUGAGGGAUGUGGCGCAUCGGUGUCCGCAGUGUGGGUAUGGGCUGGGGGUUUAUAGACGGCUGUGAUGGGGGGUUGGG
This is a messenger RNA of Fimicolochytrium jonesii, 956 nucleotides long. RefSeq names its product LITAF-like zinc ribbon domain-containing protein. Bases 90 to 944 code for a protein of 284 amino acids. Lineage: Eukaryota; Fungi; Chytridiomycota; Chytridiomycetes; Spizellomycetales; Powellomycetaceae. Gene Ontology annotation, molecular function: zinc ion binding. The record is from RefSeq and is a predicted model, not a curated record. The transcript has 2 exons.